Scomber japonicus (chub mackerel) is the source of this 804-nucleotide messenger RNA. It is a transcript of the gene prrx1b, whose product is annotated as paired related homeobox 1b. The coding region runs from base 1 to 804 and encodes 267 amino acids. Lineage: Eukaryota; Metazoa; Chordata; Actinopteri; Scombriformes; Scombridae. Gene Ontology annotation, biological process: regulation of DNA-templated transcription. The transcript has 5 exons. Gene Ontology annotation, molecular function: DNA-binding transcription factor activity, RNA polymerase II-specific; DNA binding. The record is from RefSeq and is a predicted model, not a curated record.
AUGACUUCUAGCUAUGCACAUGUAAUGGACAGGCAAGCUACGAUAUCAAACCGGCUGGAGAGUCCGAUCACGUCUAACCUGGACAACCUGCAAGCCAAAAAGAACUUCUCAGUGAGCCACCUGUUGGAUCUGGAGGAGGCCGGGGAAAUGGUGGGAACCCAGGCCGACGAGAGUGUCGGGGAGGCGGGGAGGAGUAUGCUGGAGUCCCCGGGGCUGACCAGCGGGAGCGACACAACCCAGCAGGAGAAUGAACAGAUGAACACAGAGGAGAAGAAGAAGAGGAAGCAGCGCAGGAACAGAACCACGUUCAACAGCAGCCAGCUUCAGGCUCUGGAGAGAGUGUUUGAGAGGACACACUACCCCGACGCCUUCGUUAGGGAGGACCUGGCCCGCCGGGUCAACCUCACCGAGGCCAGAGUGCAGGUUUGGUUUCAGAACAGGAGAGCUAAGUUUCGUCGGAACGAGCGCGCGAUGCUGGCUAGCAAAAACGCCUCGCUGCUCAAAUCCUACUCAGGAGACGUGACGGCGGUGGAGCAGCCCAUCGUACCGCGUCCCGCACCGCGUCCAAACGACUACCUGUCCUGGGGCAGCGCCGCCCCCUACAGCUGGUAUCCAAUGCCGGAGGGGGGGCCGGUGCGAGUGCCACAGAAAAUGCUGCCCUCAGAGAACAACGCCAUGGCAACCUACCCGCCCACCUGCUCCAACACCAACGCGUCGCAGGGAAUGAACAUGGCCAACAGCAUCGCCAACCUGCGGCUCAAAGCCAAGGAGUACAGCUUGAACCAGGUGCCCACGGUCAACUGA